AUGCACUUCGGAUAUGCACUGGAGCCUUUAGAACUUCUCCAGUGGGAAGCUUAUAUGUGGAAAAGUUUUCUUACUGAAUAUUUUAAUUCUAGGAACCCACAGUGGUCAGAUGAUGAGUUCCUAUGUGCCAGAAAUGUUAGCAAUGAAGUGCACUUUUUUGAAAAAGCAAACUUUGAUAAAAUUGCAAAAAAAAUUUUCAUGCAGAAAGUAGCCUAUUUCAGUUUAGCACCUGGCGAGCCUCCAUACCAUAUUGCAUGCUUUGUACCUGGUGUAAAGGGUCAGCCUUCUUUUGUAAGGUUAUUUAGGUAUCCAAACUUUGAAGGGCCAAGUGCAGUUAUAGCCCAAAAAAGUUUUUUCAAAGCUGAAAGGACAGAUUUCUACUGGAAUAAAACAGGAAAAGACUGUAUCUUUUUAACAUCUGUUGAUGUGGAUAAAAGUGGAGCUUCCUAUUAUGGGGAAUUAAACCUUUAUUAUGCAUCAACUAAAGGAGACACUGCUAAAGUAGCACUUGGAAAAGAUGGCCCCGUGUAUUCUAUCCGCUGGAGUCCAAAUUCAGUAGAGUUUUGCGUUGUAUAUGGUUAUAUGCCUGCCAAUGCAACAAUCUAUAAUUUGAAAUGUGAACCUGUAUUUGAUUUUGGCACUGGUCCAAGAAAUGAAGUACAUUACUCACCUGUAGGGGAAAGAUUAUCAUUAUCUGGAUUUGGUAACCUUCAAGGACAAAUUGAAGUAUGGGAUUUAAAACUUAGAAAGCAAAUCAGCAAAUUUCAGGCUGCAGAUUCUACACUUUUGGAAUGGAGUUACGAUGGAGAAUUCAUAUUAACUGCAACCACAUCUCCAAGACUUCGAAUUGGAAAUGGAUACAGAAUAUGGCACUACACUGGAAGUUUGCAGCAAGAAAUUAUUUUAGAUACUUAUGAAGAACUGUAUGAUAUCAGGUGGAAACCUGUGCUUGAAGGAACAUAUGUAGGAAAACCCGCUAUAUAUACACCAGUGCCUGGCAUAAAGUCAAAGUUUGCUCAAGUCUCCAAAGAAGUUUAUCGGCCACCAGGUGCUCAAGGCAAACCAGCAAGUUUCAGGCUUCAUGAAGAAGAACCACCUAAAAUUUCCUCAAGUGAUGCAUCAAAUGUGCAACUGUCUAAAAAUCAGAAGAAAAAUUUAGCUAGGAAAGCAAAGAAAGAAUUGGAAAAAUCAUUUGAAAACAAUGAUGAAAAAUCUAAACCUGAACAAGCUGUACAGAAUGAAAAGUAUUCUAGAGAACUUACAGGUGAUCCAGAAAAGGACAAGAAAAUUAGAGCACUGCUAAAGAAAUUAGAUCAGAUUGAAAAACUGAAGCAAGAUCAGCAAGCUGGAAAAUCUUUAGAAUUAAAUCAAGUUAGUUUUUAUUCUUUGUGUUCAAUAAUUGCAUCGAAAUGCUUGAAAUUCUAA
This is a messenger RNA of Stegodyphus dumicola, 1425 nucleotides long. It is a transcript of the gene eIF2A, whose product is annotated as eukaryotic translation initiation factor 2A. Gene Ontology annotation, biological process: translational initiation. The record is from RefSeq and is a predicted model, not a curated record. Gene Ontology annotation, molecular function: protein binding; translation initiation factor activity; tRNA binding. NCBI's taxonomy places the organism in Eukaryota, Metazoa, Arthropoda, Arachnida, Araneae, Eresidae. Gene Ontology annotation, cellular component: cytosolic small ribosomal subunit.